This is a messenger RNA of Rhizoctonia solani, 2241 nucleotides long. RefSeq names its product Retrotransposable element Tf2 protein. The record is from RefSeq and is a predicted model, not a curated record. The transcript has 4 exons. Gene Ontology annotation, biological process: DNA integration. Bases 1 to 2241 code for a protein of 746 amino acids. Gene Ontology annotation, molecular function: nucleic acid binding. Lineage: Eukaryota; Fungi; Basidiomycota; Agaricomycetes; Cantharellales; Ceratobasidiaceae.
AUGCUUGAUGGGUCAAGCCCCCAGGCUGGCAAAAUCUGGAAGAAGGCCAUUCUAAACUUCUCCCUUGAUGGCAAACAAAUGACCAAGACCUUCCUGAUAUGUAACACAGGGUCUCAUGCUGCUAUCUUGGGAUUGAAAUGGUUGGACGCCCAUAAUCUGGAAAUCAAUUGGAACCUGCACACCCUCACCUUCCCUCACACCUCUCCAGAGCACGUGGCCAUUGCCAAAGAGGAAGAAGCUGACAAGGACCCCCUUGAAGGAGUACCCUCCAAAUACCACCCAUAUGCCAAGGUAUUUGGAGAAGAAGAAUUCAACAAGCUUCCUCCACAUAGGCACUACAACAUUGGCAUUGAACUUACAGAAGAAGGACCCCUCAACUCCCCCCUGUAUAGCAUGACUGACGCUGAAUCUGCCACACUGAAGGAUUGGCUCAGGGAUGAGUUGAAAGCUGGGAAGAUCCGCCCCAGCAAAUCCUCAAUCAGCUCACCCAUAAUCGCCAAAGUCUUCACAAGAUUAGACCUGCAAUGGGGUUACAACAACGUCCAAGUUAAAGAAGGUGAUGAAUGGAAAACUGCCUUCCGCACCAAGUACGGGCUCUACAAGUCUCUGGUUAUGACUUUUGGCCUUACAAAUGCUCCCGCUGCCUUCCAGCACUUUAUGAAUGAGCUGUUCAAGGACUUAUUGGAUGUAUGCGUCAUCAUUUACCUUGAUGACAUCCUGAUCUACUCUAAGGAUGACGCAUCCCAUACGCAGCACGUUCACAAAGUCCUUUGGCGCCUAAUGGAGAACCAAUUGUUCUGUAAAGCCUUCAAAUGUACCUUCCACAUCACCUCAGUGGAGUACCUAGGGAUUAUUGUCUCUGACAAAGGUUUCAGCCUAGAUAAACUCAAAAUCCAGGCCAUUCAGGAAUGGCCAGUGCCAACAAAGGUCAAGGAAGUCCAGUUGUUCUUAGGGCCCUUGCACAACCUAGUCAAAAAGGAAGCGCCUUGGAAAUGGGAUGCAAAGGAACAGGAAGCCUUCCAAGGACUGAAAGAUGCCAUCACUAAGGCACCAGUACUUUGUCACACAGACCCUGCCAAACCAUACUUCCUAGAAACAGAUGCAUCCAGUGCAGCCUUAGGUUCCAUACUUAGUCAGCAGCAGGAAGACGGACAAUUACACCCAUUAGGAUUCCUAUCAGAAUCAUUCAAGGGAGCAGAGCAGAAUUACAAUAUGCAUGAUAAGGAACUGCUUGCAAUAAUCCGCUCCUUUGAAUACUGGCAAAUAUUCCUGGAAGGCACAGCUCACCCAAUGACAGUCUUCACGGAUCACUGGAACCUGGAAUACUGGAAGGAGUCUAGAACCUUUAACUGCCACCACGCACAAUGGCACCUCCUACUAGCUGGUUACAACUUCCAGAUUGUGUACCGCCCUGGCAAGCAGUCCAGCAAACCAGAUGCCUUAUCCUGCCAACCUGAUCAUGCCAAUGUUCCCCCGCCAAUCAAACCAUUUUUACCAGAGAAAGAAUUGCAACGCCGUAUAGAGACUGGCCUGGAUCAAGACAAGUCCCUAGAGGAAAUCCUCCAGUUCCUUCAGAAUGAGUCCAAGGCUCCGCCAUCCAUUAAACAUGCCUUCAAGGAUUACCAGAUGGAAGCCAGGCUCCUCUUUUACCAGGGUAGAAUAGUGGUCCCAGAUGUUGGAACCCUACAAACAGACCUACUAAGGAUAUUCCACAAUAGCCCCUUAGCAGGUCACCCAGGAAGGCAAUGCACACUGGAGCUAGUAUCAAGGAACUACUACUGGCUGGGGAUCUGUGCUGACACUUACUGGCAUGUGGACUCCUGCAAAACCUGUCAAUGGAUCAGGAAACCCAAAUACGCAUCCAUUCCCCCUCAGCCACUAGAACUUCCCACGCGCCCCUGGCAGCAUGUAUCUUAUGAUAUGAUUGUAGAUUUGCCUAAAGAUGGUAAUAACAACUCCAUCCUUGUCAUUGUGGACAGCUUCACCAAAUACGUCAUCCUGGUGGAAUGUUCCAAAAAGCUCAAGGCCCCAGAACUGGCAGAUCUAUUUCUAUGGCACAUAUGGAAACGCUACGGCAUGCCCAAAAAAACAAUCUCAGACCAAGGGAGGGUCUUCAACAACAAAUUCCUGAAGGCACUAUACCAGCGCCUAGGGAUAGACCCCCACUUUUCUUUGGCGUAUCAUCUGCAAAGCAAUGGGCAGACAGAGCGCAUAAACCCCACAGUCAAACACUUCCUAUGA